GGGAUGCGAGUGUUGAGAGAAGCGUUAAUGGGCAAAUGAUAAAGCUCUAUGGUGAAUGGCCGUCUUCUUUAACUAUAACAUGAACGGUUUAAAAGCUUUUGAGAUGAUGAAAUGACAGAUUUCAAUAGGACAUGACAAGGUAGCCGAAAGACGGAGAUACGAACGGAAUAAUAAUCGACAUCCGGUAUAUAUGAAGUAAACUUUUGAUGACACAGUCGGUUCUCGUGAUUGCAGUGUCCGUCAAAGUGUCAAGGUGAGACGUCUUAUUUAUUUUCGCUGGGAUCAUAAGGAGUUAUAAUUAAAAAAAAGAACUUGCAAAGACGCGGGCAUUACGCCUACCAGGAAAUGACGAUUUUUCAGUCAUAUGUUAUGUUAUUUGGUGAAGAUAUGGACGUUCUACGAUUCUUGGAUACUUAAAGAUACAGGGGAACCGUUUGGCCAUUCUUAAAAGAAGGUUCAAUCAAAAUCACGCUCGAGUUCUACAGGAAUUAACAUGGGUGUUCUCAGGAUUUGGGGGCUAAUGAAAAACGGCUUCAUGUAAUCCCCUUUUGAUGACUGCGGAAUUGUGUAUUAAUUGAACGACAAAUGUUCCUCGGUGUGGAUGGUUCCUUUCUCUAUAUGCAGGAAAUGAUACACCGUUAACCUCAAGAUUCGGUGGAGAUAAAUAUAUCGAUCAGGCAGUCUUCACAACAUCUACUUAUACAGAUCACCAAGAGGCAUCUGGUAUUCUGUCCAAACAAUGAUACAAUAACCAUAUCUACUGCUCGAGGAACAAGAAUCCAUGCAUCUGUAGCGGCAGAGUGAAAUAGAUUAGGCGCACCGGUUACAUUGCACGAGGGACUCAAGAUAUCCGUGCUGCAAUGGCAUGACAUACAUACAGGCUAUACCGCACGAGGAGCACGAAGAACAAACACGCUAUUGGUCUAUUCCAUGAGGACGUUGAAAUAUCCAUGUAUCUCGUGACGCUGAAAUAAACAUCUGAAGAUUUGCGAUGGACACAAUAUCCUCGUGCAACCCGGUACAGUGUUAAAAAGUGAGCGCAUUGCGAGGUUAUCUCAGUCCCGCCCCCUGGUGGUAGAUAAAGGAACAAACGAAGCAGUCUCCAGCCACUUCUAUCACAAUGUAUUGACCCAUACCUGCCCGGGAACGAGAUGUCUUCUUGUGCGCUUCCCAUGUGUGAUAGGCUCAGGACACUUCCCACACCCCUUAUGCAGACGACGCUUUACGGGCAGACGACAUCCGGUCUCCUUUUCCGUGAUAAUACCCCGAACUCGGUCACUUCACAACUGUUAACCGUUUCCUCCCAGGCAAAUUCCCGAUCACCAUGUGUCUGGUGUUGAGAACUCUUCGCUUGCUGUUGUUAUGGAUACUUUACCACCCCCCUUCCUACCCAUGGGGGUGCAGAGGUCAGAUGCCCCCAAAUGUGGUCAACUCGACCGUUCCAUGUCCGAAGAAAUGUGUGUGCACGGAGUCGAAUCCAGAGUCAAACCUCAUGGUGGUGUGUAUUGGCCAGAACCUGACUGCUGUGCCACCCAAUCUCAGCCGACACACUACCCAUUUAGACCUUGGGAUGAACAACAUCAGCCAUCUUCCAGAGACCAUCUUCCGGAAGCUGGAAUCCUUGAAAGAGCUGCGCCUUGCAAGCAAUCACCUCAAGAAGCUCCCCCGACGCCUCUUCCGUAACGUCCGCUACCUCCAGACGCUAUGGCUCCAGGGCAACAAGUUCAAGGUUGUGCCGCGCAGAGCGAUUCAGAGUCUGGAUCGUCUCAUGGAACUGAAGCUAGAGACGAACCAAAUCGAGGUUGUGCCCCCCGAUUCCUUUCGGAACAUGCGCAGUUUGAAAAAACUGUGGCUUGAUACCAACAACCUGAAGAGCAUACCAGUAGCAGCCCUCAGUCAUCUUCCGUCCCUCGCCGCCAUAAAUCUCAAUGAGAAUGAAAUAAAGAAGCUCCCAUCCCAUGCAUUCGCUAACAACACCAAGCUAAGUAUCCUACUGCUGGCUGACAACAUGAUCGAGGACGUCAGUGAUGACGCAUUUGUGGGACUCUCCGAUCUGAGGAUAUUGGACUUCCAGCGGAACAGAAUGAAGCACAUCCCUGUGGCCUUCAGGGCUCUCACUGCCCUGGAAGAACUCAACAUCGACGACAACCGGGUGGAAUAUCUACACGACUACAGCUUCAAGAGAAACCGGGAGAUGAAGAUGCUGCAGCUGAAGGGGAACCCUAUCACAGACGUCGGCACUCACGCCUUCAGUGAUCUCCCUCGACUCGGGAAGAUUACAUUGUCUGAGGCACGUGACAUGACGGAAUUUCCCGAACUGAACAACACCUCAAAUUUGGAGUUCCUUCGGUUUGACCGAGCAAGUAUCAAGGUCAUCCCCAACAACCUCUGUCCCAGACUGAGAAUACUGAAGAGUCUGGAUGUACACUCAAAUCGAGUUUCCGAGAUUCCGAAUCUUUCCAACUGCUCUCAUCUCCUCAGCCUUAAUCUUGGCAACAACGAGAUCACCAGUCUGCAGGGCAAACCGUUCCGUGGCCUCCGUCAGCUGACGGACCUUGUGUUGGUUCACAACUAUGUCACAUAUAUACCAGCCGAUGCGUUCACUGGCCUUCACCGCUUGCUGUACCUAGACCUGGCUUUCAACAGAAUCACAGAGAUCCACAUGGAGGCAUUUGUUCCCCUCAACUCCCUGGAGGACCUAAACGUGGGGGAGAAUCACAUCCCCGUGUUGCCGACGGAGGGACUGAGAAACCUGACGAAGCUGAAGACCUACCACAACACAGAGCUGAGAGAGUUCCCGCCCAAGGAGACAUUCCCCAAGAUCGAGCUUCUCAUCUUGUCAUACGCCUAUCACUGCUGUGACUUUCUUGAAACUGAGACUGAUCACAGCCAGGUGGAGCUGAAGGAGGACAUUGUGUGGCUGAAGACCGGGAACAUCAACAUGGGAGCCUGGGAUCCAACCGACGGCAACAGGACGUUUUGGAACAGCUUGCACAACAACAACAUCUACGUCGGCAACGACGACACCUUCGACGUCGGUCAAUACGGUGACUACGAUCCGUGGCCGUAUAACACUACGCUCAACGCCGAUACGUAUUUACAGAACUACAAAACUGAAGAAUUCGACCUCGACCUUGGACUAGCCAAGCCACCUAUCACGUGCAAACCAAAACCAGGUCCGUUCAUGCCCUGCGAUGACCUGUUUGGGUGGUGGUCACUGAGAUGCGGUGUGUGGUUCGUCUUCAUGCUGGCCGUGCUGGGCAAUGGCGUGGUCCUGUUUGUUUCUGUCACCAGCAGGUCCAAGAUGGACGUCCCGCGCUUUCUCAUCUGCAACUUGGCCUGCGCUGAUUUCUUCAUGGGAAUCUACCUCGGCUUCCUGGCCAUAGUGGACGCGUCGACUCUGGGUGAGUUCAAGAAGCACGCCAUCUGGUGGCAGUUGAGUCCCGGCUGCGUUAUAGCGGGGUUCCUGGGAGUUCUGUCAAGCGAACUGAGCGUCUUCACCUUGACGGUGAUCACCAUGGAGAGGUUCUACGCCAUCACCCACGCCAUGCAGCUCAACAAGCGGCUGUCCCUGCGACAUGCAAGUUACAUCAUGCUGGUUGGGUGGUGUUUCUCCAUCCUCAUCGCCAGCUUGCCCAUCUUCGGUAUCAGCGACUUCAGGAAGUUUGCCGUAUGUCUGCCUUUUGAGAUUAGCGGAGUCGUGUCUAAGGGGUAUGUCUGCUUCAUCAUGAUAUUCAACGGCAUCUCCUUCUUCAUCAUCCUGAGCUGUUACUUCAUCAUGUACCUCUCCAUCCGCGACUCCCAGGCCUGGAACUCUAACGACAUGCGAGUAGCGAAGAGGAUGGCCCUUCUCGUCUUCACCGACUUCGUGUGCUGGGCCCCCAUCGCCUUCCUCUCCUUGGCAGCAGCCUUCGGGAAAAACCUCAUCCAUCUAAACGAAGCAAAGGUCCUCACCAUCUUCAUCCUCCCACUCAACAGCUGUGCAAACCCCUUCCUGUACGCCAUCUUCACAAAACAGUUUAAGAAGGACUGCGUCUUGCUGUGCAGACGGCUGGAAGAUUCAUCCAUAGCCCGCCACUUCUCCAGAGUGAGCAACAGACAUGGGAGCUCCUGGGUGCCCUCGAGACGUCCGUCAGGGCUGAAUAGUCUGGUUCCUGGCGAGAAGCGGGGCAGCAAUAGUAACUCAAUGAGCAUCGGGAGUCAGUAUGGUGGCUUGAUCAACUACCACUCCGAGUCGAACAAUGUCAAGAGCGAGUCGGAAAGGAGCGAGUGUGAUAGCAAACAGAACAACACUAAGCCGUUUUUGGCAAAGGAUUGCCCCUAUUGCAAAAGUCGAAGCGUUAAGGGUCAUAAGACAAAAAGGAACAAUAAGAAAAAUGUUGAACAUAGGAAGCAUGGCUCCGGCCGGCCUGAUGCAGACUCCCACAUUAUUCUGCACCAAGAGUUUUGUUCCAAGGAGAAGAUGGAUGAUUUGAACUGCACCACUGAGUCCUAUCUGACGUAUGAUGAAGAUGAUAACCAUCACCGGGCGGUUUGGAUCAAGCAGUCGGGGACUGUGUGUGUUGAUGCGUCCUGUUCAUGCUAUGCUCAAAAAACCGUACCUCCACUCAAAGGGCAGAUAACUCUCCCAGUUGUCGCUUUUCAAGGUCAUCAAGAAAAAGUAAAUUUUCAUUCCCACCGAUCCAAAAGCCAGAAAAAGACACCCUGGACACAGAACAUCCCGUGUUGUAGUACCGAGUCGAGUCCUAUAGAUACAGACAAGCACUGUGACUAUGAUGCCGUUCUGAUGCCCGAAAACUCGAAUGGCUCGUCAGACAGGUGUGUGCAAUGCUGUAGUGGGAUGUCCACAAAUUCCCGAUCCAAAUCAGCGGGAGUGUGUGUGGAAAAGCUGACCCAGUCACAGUUUGACAUCCAACUCGUGAUAGAGGACGGGUCGCACAUGCGUAGUUCGUCUAAAAAGAGACGGAAAUCAGAGGAAGAAAAACAUGGCGAAGCUGUUGAGUCUAGUUUUGUUGAACUUAAAGGCAAACCGUCGUGUCUAGUAAUGGAACCGCCUGAUCAGCCUGGUGAUACUUUGUGUGUUAGGAAACGUAAGAAAGAAAAGAUUGACAAAAACGUGCAUCUAAGGUUUUUCACGCAGUCUCUUGCAGAACACGAUUUUAUUCAGUCUUCGGUGGGGCGGUCCAACAGUCUCGUUGAACUGACACAGCCGCAACUAACCGACUUGUACCGACCCCCAUGUAAGAGACUAAGCCUCACCCCCGGGCAGGAAGGAUAUAUGCUGCUAAAUAACACUAACAGAGACUCUGCUUUCGUGGACGACGAUGAUGAAUUCGACUUCUCGCACCGGAUUCUGGAGGGUUAUGCAGACGGUAGCUUUUUUGACCGGAAGUCCCGAAAGUACGAUUACGGUUUGGUGAAGCGCCGCCAAACGGCGGAUGACGCGGCUGAAGAAGAGGAGACAACCAAGUUAUUGUUUGAUUCGAGUGACAAAGUCAUAGGCAGCGAUGAGAGUGAGGCACUUAAAAGCUCUGUACAAAACAUGUCAAGUUUAAAGAGCUGUGAUAAAGAAAGCGGUUUCGUAUCGGAGCUUUAGACUGUAUUCCAGUUCUUUUACUGGUUGAAUCAUGAAUUAAAACCAUGAUGAUGAGACAAUAUACUUAGUGAUACAGGUAUAUACACCUGGCAAAAUGAGCACCCUCAGCGCUACGACUGUCGUAAUUCUAUGUUAAGGUAUAGGAGUCACGAUCACCAUAGCGCUAAGAUCGCUUUGUACAACGGCGCCCAGUUAGUUAUUAAAACUUUCCAAAUAAAAUAUAUAAAUAACA
Molecule: messenger RNA, 5828 nt
Organism: Haliotis rufescens (red abalone)
Lineage: Eukaryota; Metazoa; Mollusca; Gastropoda; Lepetellida; Haliotidae
Product: leucine-rich repeat-containing G-protein coupled receptor 5-like
Exons: 21
Coding region: 1325-5596 (1423 amino acids)
Biological process (GO): G protein-coupled receptor signaling pathway
Cellular component (GO): membrane
Molecular function (GO): protein binding; protein-hormone receptor activity; G protein-coupled receptor activity
Source: RefSeq, a predicted model, not a curated record